Messenger RNA from Sarcophilus harrisii (Tasmanian devil), 2605 nucleotides. It is a transcript of the gene PERCC1, whose product is annotated as proline and glutamate rich with coiled coil 1. The coding region runs from base 233 to 1072 and encodes 279 amino acids. The transcript has a single exon. The record is from RefSeq and is a predicted model, not a curated record. NCBI's taxonomy places the organism in Eukaryota, Metazoa, Chordata, Mammalia, Dasyuromorphia, Dasyuridae.
AUCAUUUCAAUUAGCCCUUGAAGAAUGAGUUAGCUUAAUGGACAGAGAUGGAGGGGAGGGUAUUCUGGGAGAAACUGUCUAAAUAAAGAUUCAGAGGUUGGUAACGAAUUGAGGUGCUCAAAUAUGACUUUGUCAAACCUAUUAACUAAGUCUUUAUUUUUCUUCCCCUGCCUUCUCUUACCAAUUAGAUAACAUCUGCUGCCUUGGAAGGCUCCUAGCCUCAAGAGAGGAAAUGGCUGCUGGAGUGAUCAGAAAUUUAUGUGACUUUAGGCUUCAGGCUGCCUUCCAUCAACCAUUCUUACCUACUUCUGGCCACCGAGAUCCAGAUUUCCCUGAAACCUCUGAGGAGGAGGAGGAAGAUGGUGAGGAGGAAGAGGAAGGGGAAAAGCUUGGAGACAACCUGGAGCUGGCAGGCAGUAAUCCAGGAUGCCAGAGAUCGGACCAGAACCUGAUAACGGGUCCCACCAGGUCAAGCCCAAGUAGCGCUGAGAUGACUUUGCAACUCCUUCGCUUCUCCGAGCUCAUCAGUUGUGACAUCCAGAAGUACUUUGGCCAGAAGACAAAAGAUGAUGACCCAGAUGCCUGCAACAUUUACGAGGAUUGCCGCCCACCUGGUAAAUCUGCAAGGGAGCUCUACUAUGCAGAUUUGAUGCAAAUCGUCCAGAGUGGGGACCAGGAGGAUGAGGACACUGAUGUCGUAGGUCUCCCUAAGGGCUUAGAUUGCCCCGCCAGGUUCAUCUCCAGCAGAGACAGGUCUCAAAAGCUGGGGCCUCUGGUUGAGCUCUUUGAAUACGGUCUCUGUCAAUAUGCUAGGCAGAGGGUGUCUGACAGUAGGAGGCUGAGGCUUGAAAAGAAGUAUGGCCACAUCACCCCAAUGCACAAAAGGAAGUUGCCCCAGUCCUUCUGGAAGGAGCCGGCUCCCAGCUCCUUAUGUCUGCUCAACACCAGCACACCUGACUUUAGUGACCUGCUUGCCAACUGGACGUCAGAUGUGGCCCAGGAGCUCCACGGUGUGGGAGGCCGGGAGCUGGACAGACAAGCCUUGGAGAUGGAUCAGUUAGAGGAGGUGUAAGCCAGAGUUAUCAGAGCUGCUUUGCCCUCUCACCGAGAUGGAACUGAAAAGAGGGGCUAGGUUUCCCUCCUGGACCAGGCACUGAAACAAUCAGUUCCAGUGGCAGGAUGAAGUAGGAUAUCCUGCCCUGAACUCUCUUCUAUUAUUACUAUCAUCUCCCAUCAUUUAUUGAGAGUCAGUCCCAAACGCCAGUGGGUUAGGGGUCCUACUGCCAGGAAGCUAUACACAUACAUACAUAUAUAUAUAUAUAUAUAUAUAUAUAUACAUAUAUAUAUAUUUUUUUUCAGGUCACCACAGCAGUGAUCUCUCUAGCCCCUCUGUGGGGGCAGUCAUAUCCCCCAUGUUCUCCUUCCCCACAAUGAAGCAACUUCCUGGCUUUAGGAUCUUUAGGAACUGUACCAGGGUUGACAAGAGUUUCUGGACAUCUUAAAGGGCUAACUCAAGCUUCUUUAAGUGUUUCUCCCAACAGCAUGAAGCAAGGCAGGGGUGACACUGGGUGGGGGGAGGGGAUGGCACUGGACCAGGCUGGCAGGAAGCAAACCUUUUGAUGAACUACAAGUGCUCUCCCAGGGAGGCAGGAAGAAAAGGGUGAUGUGUUGAUUAAAUGAACAAACACUGUCUAUUUACUCAUGAGAUAACAGCUGGAGAAUCUCCUCCCCUGUGUUCUCUGCAGGGUUUAAAGGGCAUCUUACAGAAUACUGGAAAUAUAGGGGCUCUCGGGGGUCCCUUGAACUUUCAACUGAGCAGAUUUCUCAGUUCUGUCUUGUACCCAGGCCUCGUGGAUUUUUUUUCCUAGAGACUGAAGAGGCAGGACUUCUGGCACUCCCCCUUCCCCAUCUGAGAGAUGGGAAUAGCUUUUAGAACCAUUAACACUGACUCCUGGGUCACUUGCAGGGUUUUGAAGGAAAGGAUUCUAAAGAAUACUAAACACUACAACUCUCAGCCGCAUCAGUUGUGAUUUUUACUGUAUUUUACUUUUCUGCAUCAACCUUGCUUCUCCAUGAAUAGGUCAGCUCCGACUCUAUUCCAAGGCAAAAAGCUGUGAAAAUCUGGGGGUCUUAAGUUAUAGUCAUCCUGGUCCCCAUGUAUAGCAAAUGGGGAAUUAAAGGAAGAGAAGUAAUGACUAGGAUCCAGCUUCCCAUGAUCCUCUUCAUUCCUACCUUCAAAGGCUAAUAAAAGAUAAUCCUAGGUCUGGGUCCUGCUUGUUUCUUGGAACCCUAACUAAUACAAAGUAAUAGUUUCUCUUGUAUUCUGUGCUGGGGGUUGGGAGUGAGUGAGAUGGGGGAAUCUCUGGAAUCCAGAAACCUGUCAAGCUUUCAGGAGCCUACAUUAGAGCUGUUUCUUAAAAAGAUCUUGGCUUGGCUAGUCAGACAGACUGUUACCAGAUCCCUGGCCUGAGUGAAGAACAUGAAAUCCCUUCUUAGAAUCUGAGCUCUACUAAAGGGUUCUUUUUUUACCUUGAAUGAGGAAGAGGAAAUUGUUGUCCUGUCAUCUCACUAGUCUUUAACAAAAUUCUUCAGCAGCUCCGUGAUA